UGGAAUCUGUGGCAGAUUCUGUGUCUCCCUCUCUCUCUGCCUCUCCCCCACCCACACUCUGUGCGUGUGUCUCUGUCUCAAAAAUAAAAAUAAUAAGUAAACCAACAGUUUAACUUCAAAUUGGAAACGAAGUUUGCCGAGUGUGUUCAGUGACCCGGCAGAUAGGUUCGCGGGCCUCCCCGCGGUGACACAGGUGUCACAGGCGCCCGCACACGGCCUCGCACGCGAACGCUGGUGACCACGUGGGGAGGCGUUCUGACGCUGCCUGGUCCCAAGCGCUCGUUUUCCUAGGUGAGCGUUAGUGUUAAAGUGCUGAGACUCGGUAUUCAUGUACUUAGGACUUAAGUGGUGCCUGAGCAGGCUGUCACCUGUGUGGUGCCGGGGACGCGGGUUUUCAGGGAUGGAAACACGAAUUGUAAAAAGCCGAAACCCCCCUCCUGUUACGAGAAUUAACGGGAAGAGUAGCCCCGUGAGUUGAAGAGAAAUGUGCUCUGACGGCAGAUUGUUUAGGCGCCCCGACCCUCUUAAUCGCGCCGGCCCUCGUGGGCAUGUCGGGUCUCUCGUUGCCAUGGAGUGUCAGGCCUCCGCCUGCUGUGGAAGCUCCCAGUGCACCUCCCCCCCCACCCCUGCCUCAGAUCCGAAGCUGCUGUGGAAGCUCCCAGUGCACCUCCCCCCCCCACCCCUGCCUCACAUCCGAAGCUGCUGUGGAAGCGCCCAGGGCUCCUCCCACCCCCACCCCUGCCUCAGAUCCGAAGCUGCUGUGGAAGCUCCCAGUGCACCUCCCCCCCCACCCCUGCCUCAGAUCCGAAGCUGCUGUGGAAGUGCCCAGUGCACCUCCCCCCCCCACCCCUGCCUCAGAUCCGAAGCUGCUGUGGAAGCUCCCAGUGCACCUCCCCCCCCCACCCCUGCCUCAGAUCCGAAGCUGCUGUGGAAGCGCCCAGUGCUCCUCCCCCCACCUCAGAUCCGAAGCUGCUGUAGAAGCUCCCAGUGCUCCUCCCACCCCCGCCCCUGCCUCAGAUCCAAAGCUGCUGUGGAAGUGCCCAGUGCACCUCCCCCCCCCACCCCUGCCUCAGAUCCAAAGCUACUGUGGAAGCGCCCAGUGCUCCUCCCACCCCCACCCCUGCCUCAGAUCCAAAGCUGCUGUGGAAGUGCCCAGUGCACCUCCCCCCCCCACCCCUGCCUCAGAUCCAAAGCUACUGUGGAAGCGCCCAGUGCUCCCCCCCCCCACCUCAGAUCCGAAGCUGCUGUGGAAGCUCCCAGUGCACCUCCCCCCCUCCCCCCCGCCUCAGGUCUGAAGCUGCUGUGGAAGCUCCCAGUUCUCUUCCCCCCCCACCCCUGCCUCAGAUCCAAAGCUGCUGUGGAAGCGCCCAGUGCUCCUCCCACCCCCACCCCUGCCUCAGAUCCAAAGCUGCUGUAGAAGCUCCCAGGGCUCCUCCCCCCCCCACCCCUGCCUCAGAUCCAAAGCUGCUGUGGAAGCUCUUAGCCGCUCCUCUCUCCCCCCCACCCCCCACCCCACCC
Leopardus geoffroyi (Geoffroy's cat) is the source of this 1518-nucleotide messenger RNA. Its product is annotated as formin-like protein 5. The record is from RefSeq and is a predicted model, not a curated record. The transcript is spliced from 2 exons. Lineage: Eukaryota; Metazoa; Chordata; Mammalia; Carnivora; Felidae. Bases 485 to 1417 code for a protein of 310 amino acids.